GAGGCUUCCUGCAGGGGCGAAGGCCCAGCAGGGCCGCAGCACGCGCGGUGCUCGAAGGCUCGUGCGCUGGGGACUGGCUGGCUCCUGGAGCUUCCCCUGCAGUGCACCCCAGCGCUGAGCUCCAGGCAGUGCGUUUUCUCCGGAGGGCUUUCUCAUUCAGAGCACGGCCCCAUCCGGAUCACCUCUUGGCAUGGUAGCGGUGAAAACAGCCCUGUCUGUAGAGCCCAAUCUGAAGGGCAGAUGUUUAGUACCAUUUGUGGACUGAAUUUGCUCCCGUUUUGCAGUGUCAUUGUUCUGAGGGCCCCGUAACGGUCAAAUGUAAUAAGUAGUAUCUUAGGGGAAAGUGGUGGAACAGGAAUCUUGUGUUUUUCAUUCAGGUGCAUUUUGCACUGGAACCCUAGAGCUGUGUUCGUUUGUUCUACUUUCACCUUUGUAACAAACCCCUGGUUGCUGAGUGUGCUGACAGAAUGCCAACCCACUGUUAUAUAAAGUUUGAGAGUUUCGAUUUAGUAAUACAGUCAAUAAAGGUGCUCUUUGAAGACCGUUUGCACGUGGAGAUUAUACCCAGUGCUGCUUCGUGCUCUAGUUUACCACAAUAGGUGGUAUAAAAGUCAAGCUUAGACUAAUGUCCUGCUUACCAUUUUGUGGUUGUGUAAACUUGAGUUUCUCAGUGCCCUUUUAUCUGUAGAGCUAUUCAUAAUGUUUUUACAGAUAAAACAGUUAAUUUGUUCAUAAGCACUAGGCUCGUUGUGAGAAUUAUAUGAGAAAUAUGUGCAGGUUUGCUACUUGGCACAUAAUAGGCACUUAGGGUGAAGAUUAUAUUGGUUUUUGUUUUUUAUAUGGAUGCUAUUGUAUGUCCUUUUAGCCUUUUAUUUUUGCCCAAGUUACAUUCUUUAAUUUUGAAACAUGCCAAGUCUCUGUAACAGCCUGUCAGUGCUAGAUCACAGUUUCUAGUUCUUUAAAGUAGUUCAGAAAUUGUAGUUGAAUCUAGAAGAUAAAGUGUAGGCUGAACUAUAUGUUGUGAUCCUGAUAGAAAGUUAAAGCAAGGAAGGAGUUUUAAGAUCCUAAACCUGGCUGUGAUCAUUAUGAUGGAGCAAGGAAAAGAACUGUUGGUCUCAGAUUCUAAAGGCAUCAUGAAGAGGGAGAAUUUGAAAAGCCCCUUUACAGGAGAUGAAAGUAAGAAUAAUUUUGGAACUGUUCAACAUUAUAAUCCUAAGGCAGAUAAGCUUAAAGAGAGAGCUUCAAAAUGGUCUAAAAGACAUGGCCCACAAAAUUCUAAGCAUGAGGAUACAGAAGAAAUACUGUUGACAUUGUCCCAAGAAGGUGAGAUUUUGGCUCAGAGUUUCUCUGAGAAUGACGGCAAGUCUGAGAUUUGGGGAAAUUUCACAGAGCAAGAGGAGAAGAAGUCCAAUCAUGGGUUAGGGGACCCAGGAGAACACGCUAGUGCCUCUAUCCAGCAAGGAGACAAACCUUACACAUGUUCCCAUUGUUGGAAAAGCUUCAGUAAUAGUUCUCAUUUGCGUACGCAUCAGAGGACCCAUUCUGGAGAAAAGCCUUAUAAGUGCUCUGAGUGUGGGAAAUGCUUUUGUAACAGUUCACACCUGAUUCAGCAUCUGAGAACACACACAGGGGAAAAGCCUUACCAAUGUGCUGAAUGUGAGAAAAGCUUCAGCAAUACUUCCCAUCUUAUUAUCCAUGAAAGAACUCACACGGGAGAGAAACCCUAUAAAUGUCCUGAGUGUGGGAAGAGUUUCAGUAGCAGUUCUCACCUUAUUCAGCAUCACAGGUCACAUACAGGGGAAAAACCAUAUGAGUGUCCUGUCUGUGGAAAAGGCUUCAGCUAUAGCUAUGUUUUAAUAGAACAUCAGAGGACUCACACUGGAGAAAAACCCUAUGAAUGUCAGGACUGUGGGAGCAGUUUUAGUCAGAGUUCCAGCCUGAUUCGCCACCAGCGGACACAUACAGGUGAAAAGCCCUACAAAUGUCUGGAAUGUGGAAGAAGCUUUGGUUAUAAUUCGACUCUAAUAAAGCAUCGGAGAAUCCAUACAGGAGAAAAAUCCUAUCCUUGUCCAAACUGUGGGAAGAAUUUUAGUCGAAGUUCAAAUCUUACAACACACCAGGAAAUGCACACAGGGGAAAAAUCCUGUGGAGGUUCUGAAAAUGGAGAAAGUUUGCAUCACAGCUGCAGUGUGAUAGAAGAGUGCAGAGGAGAGAAGCCAUAUAAAUGCUGUGAAUGUGGGAAGAGUUUUGGCCUUAGCACCCAUCUCAUUAGACAUCAGAGGACACAUACAGGAGAAAAGCCUUACAGAUGUUCUCUUUGCUGGAAAACUUUUAGUCAGAGUUCUGCCCUGGUGAUUCACCGGAGGACCCACACAGGAGAGAAACCUUAUAAAUGUCCUGACUGUGGUGAGUGUUUCAGUCAGAGCUUUAACCUUAAUAGGCACCGGCGGAUCCACAAAGGAGAAAAACCUUACAAAUGUGCUGACUGUGAGAAAUGCUACACCAGAAGUGCCUACCUCACUCAACAUCGGAAAAUUCACUUAGAAAAGUCUUUUGAGUCUCCUGAAAUGAUAGAUUUUCCUCAUGAACUGACUUGGAAAAGCUGUUCAGGGGAAAUGGCCCACAUCCCUUCAUUUUCAGUCUCAAAUCCACCUUCCUGAAUCCAAGCGCCUGCUGAGUCUUGUUUUGUUUUCCCUCACUGAACCAUUACAGUUAAGAACCAUCAAACCUGUAUAAUGAUUGUAUAAUAAUAUAUACUAUGAAGUUCUAUUUAGUGUGUUUGCCAAACAUCUGCAAAAAGUCAACCUCUCAGGGCCCGAGGUUAUCAGACCUGUCCAGUGAGAGACACUGCCAAUGAUGAAGAUAAAGGAAAAUUUUUUUUGAAACUUAGGGAUAGCUCCAAAGGAAAAUAUAAAGAGUAACCCUGGGAGCAAGCAAAAGGCCAUGUGAGAGCGUGAAGCUAGGCGUGCCAAUGAAUUACCUUUUUUUGUAUUACCUCAUUGAGUCAGGAUCAUUACUGGCUUCAAGUUGUUGCCUAGUGAAAGGUCUUUUUAAACAAAUAAUGUGAUUUUGUGUCUGUUUUAUUGAAUCUUAAGAAAAUUCUUUUUUAAAAUGCAUUUUUGCUAAAAAUUAAUGUUUAUAGCAUCUAAAACUGUAGUAUCCAUUAUUGUCACCUGUAGCCAUAUUUGACUAUGUAAACGUAUUAAUAAUUAAUAUUUAAUGAAAUUGGAAAUACAGUUUCUUAGUUGCACUAGCCACUUACUAAGUACUCAGUAGUCACGUGAUUACUGGCUACUAUAUUGGAUAUCAUCAUAGAAAGUUUUUUCAAGAGCAUAAUUCUUAACAGACUGAGAUAUAUAUAUUUUUUUUAAUUUAUUUUUUUCUUACAAGUAGGAAUGUGCUUCAUUGGUUUUAUUCUCCAAAAGAAAUUGCAAUUGAAUAGAAAUGAGAUUGAAUUUUUUAAAAUUUUUACUAGGGCAAGAUCAGGUAUUUUAGUGAUUAUAUGUUUAUGUUAAACCAGUGAUGUGAUCUAGUGAUGAUUUCACUGUGUUCAGUAAAGCCAGAAUAGUAAGUGGGAUCCUAUGUAUGACUUUUCAGUUUUUUGACAAAAUCUUUCCCUAAGUUUUCUCUUUACAUAAGGCCUGGUCAUAUCAGGAACUGGGUUAUUUUUCUAAUAAUUAACCCACUCAUUCUGAGCCAAUGUCCAUGGAUGGUUUGCCUUUGGACACCAAGAUUCAUUAGCUCUAGGGUUGGCAGUUUUCCUCUGCUUGUGAUAUAUUUUGUCUAUGGAUCUGCUGAAACCUCAUCAUGUGUUCUAUGGGAAUAAUGCUUUGGAAAGUGUUAGGAUAUUCCUCCUUCCCAUUUUUCCCUACUGGUGCAAACAGUGUACGUAUAGGAAGGUCAGGAGUCUGUGUUGUCCAGGAUUUUAUCUCACUGGUGGAUUUAAAAAUAUAUGCAUUUCUACCUUUGUAUGUUAUGAAGAAUUUGUGGAGGUGGAUAUUAGGAAUUUGGAGCCAGACAGGCAAUAUUAUGGCUGCUGCAAAGGGCUGUAAUUGGCAGAUAAUCUAUUUGCAUGAGGAUUAUUUACUUCUUGAUUGUGGUACCCUUGAUACUGGUGAGGCAAUUGUGUCUUUUUGUAUUGUUAUAUGAUGUUAAAAUAAAGCAAGACUAACAGUUAUUUAAGAAGUAGUUGGGGUAAUAGUCUUCUUUCAUGAAAAGGGAAUACAUUUUUGGGCAUCACUGGCUUUUAUGCACCUGUCACUAUGUGUCUUUCUACCUUCUAUGUGAUGUGGUAUUGCCCAAGUUCUCCUAAAUUGUAAUAUCUCAGGACAAGUUUUUAUAGUUUGUUUAUUUUUUUUAUCACAAACAACUAAGUGUUCAGUUAAUGUUUGAGAAUUACUGGUUUACUCUUGAGGCUGAGAUUCAAUUGCAAGGCAGCAGCUAUGAUGUAGUGGUAAAUCAUCAGUGAAAUAAUCUGUGGCACAUAACCACUGACUCUCAGUUUCUGUAUCUGUAAAGUGAAGGUAGUGCCUACCUUCCAAGGCUACUGUAAGGAUUAAAUAAAUGUUUGUAAAGCAUUUAA
Chinchilla lanigera (long-tailed chinchilla) is the source of this 4582-nucleotide messenger RNA. It is a transcript of the gene Znf572, whose product is annotated as zinc finger protein 572. Lineage: Eukaryota; Metazoa; Chordata; Mammalia; Rodentia; Chinchillidae. The record is from RefSeq and is a predicted model, not a curated record. The coding region runs from base 1086 to 2660 and encodes 524 amino acids. Gene Ontology annotation, cellular component: nucleus. The transcript has 3 exons.